CCCUUCUUCAAGAUGGCAACGUCUGAAGACGAGUUACCAUUGCCCCGGCUUCCGGAGCUGUUCGAAACCAGCGAAAAACUUGUUGAAGAAGUGGAAGUUACGACCGAACCCACCGGCUCCCAUAUAAUCCAGGAUAAAGUGGUCAAGGGACUGGACCAACUUGAGAAGGCUGCUGAAAUGUUAUCUCAACUCGAUUUGUUCAGCCGAAAUGAAGAUUUGGAAGAGAUUGCUUCCACCGACCUGAAGUACCUGAUGGUGCCAGCGUUUCAAGGAGUCCUCACUAUGAAACAAGUCAAUCCCAGCAAGCGUCUAGAUCAUUUGCAGCAGGCUCGAGAACACUUUCUAAACUACUUAACCCAGUGCCAUAACUACCACGUAGCAGACUUUCAGCUGCCCCAAACCAAGAAUAACUCAGCUGAAAGUAACACUGCUAGUUCCUCCAUGGCCUACCCAAGUCUCGUUGCUAUGGCAUCUCAAAGACAGGCUAAAAUAGAGAGGUGGGUCAAUAGCUGUAAUUUGAGAGCUGCAGUGCUAUUGGGGGUAGGAGGGUGCAUGCGUUUUAAUGUGUGUGGAAUACAGAAUAGUGUACCUCAUUCUCUUGGUUCUUAA
Messenger RNA from Jaculus jaculus (lesser Egyptian jerboa), 609 nucleotides. RefSeq names its product immunoglobulin-binding protein 1-like. The record is from RefSeq and is a predicted model, not a curated record. The coding region runs from base 13 to 609 and encodes 198 amino acids. The transcript has a single exon. Gene Ontology annotation, molecular function: protein phosphatase 2A binding. Lineage: Eukaryota; Metazoa; Chordata; Mammalia; Rodentia; Dipodidae. Gene Ontology annotation, biological process: regulation of signal transduction; regulation of dephosphorylation. Gene Ontology annotation, cellular component: cytosol.